CUGUCUCUGUAACUGCAAACUACAAAAUCUACUAGAAUCAGAACCCAUAUCGGCAUAUCAUUUCAGAUUGUUCAAAAUAUCAAAACCCAUAUCCUUCAGUUUCCAUCGCCCGCUGUUCCAGUUCGGGUUCGCCGUUCGCAAGCUUCAGCCGCUAACCCUCUGUCUCUCCACUCUCAAGCCCCUCUCUCUACAACUGCUAACUUGUAUGUAUGGGUUUUAUUUUAUUUUAUUUUUUCCAGUUAAUUAAGGUCCGUAAUUCUUGUUUUGCAAACUAAAUCCUAUUUAGUGAAAUGUUUUGCAGGAUUUGAAAGACUAAUUAGUAAAUUUGGGUUAAAACAAGCUUAAGGUUCUUAUACAGGUAACUCAUUUCUCUAAUUAUUCAAUAUAAAUAUUUUUAGGGCAAAUCAUUUCAGCCUCCCCAAUCACCUCCAUAUCGAUUCUCAUUCUUGACUCUGAACUUGCCUUCUUUCUCUCUCUCAGCAACUGCAAACUACAAAAUCUACAAGAAUCAAAAGUUCAAAAUCCAUAUAAUUCAGUUUAUCUAUCUAUCUACAAGAAUCAAAAUUUCAAAACCUAUUACCUAUAUCAAAACCCAUAUCAGCAUAUCAUUUCAGAUUGUUCAAAAAAUCAAAACCCAUAUCCUUCAAUUUCCAUCGCCCGCUGUUCCAGCUCAGGUUCGCCGUUCGCAAGCUUCAACCGCUGGCUCUUUGUCUCUCAACUCUCAAGCCCCUCUCCCUGCAACUACUAACUUGGAAGCGGAGUUGAUGUAAAAGAGAUCACUCCGCAGUAAUGCUAAGAAAUUCGAGUUUCAAGCUGAGGUGUCUCGGCUCAUGGACAUCAUUAUCAACUCUCUUUACAGCAACAAAGAUAUUUUCUUGAGGGAGUUAAUCUCCAAUGCUUCUGAUGCGCUCGACAAGAUUAGGUUCCUUGCACUCACUGACAAGGAAGUUUUGGGUGAAGGUGAUAAUAUUAAGCUUGAGAUCCAGAUCAAAUUAGAUAAAGAAAAGAAAAUUAUUUCCAUUCGUGAUAGAGAGAUAGGUAUAACGAAGGAGGAUUUGAUUAAGAACUUGGGAAUCAUAGCCAAAUCUGGAACAUCAGGUAUGUAUGGGAAUCAAAGGCUGAUGGAGCAUUUGCUAUUUCUGAGGAUGUUUGGAAUGAGCCACUUGGUCGUGGAACUGAAAUCAGAUUGCAUCUUAAAGAAGAAACUGGGGGAGUACUUGGAGGAGAGGAAAUUAAAGGUCAAAGCUAGGAUUGCGGGUUGCGAUUGCCGUUACUUCUUUUGUUGCAGCUAUAUUUUUUGUAUGGCUCAUGAAAAAGUUGCAAGAAGAUAUGAAGAAUUUUUGUUUUAUUUGGUUAAGUAAAUAUAUAAGGUGUGGAUUAUGUACUUAUUUGAAAUUUGUAUAUGGCUAAUUUUUGUAUAAAACAAUGAUUUGGAAUUGGUUAUAUAUAUAUAUGAUGUUACUGGUCACUUGUAAAUUAUUUUGGU
This is a messenger RNA of Cornus florida, 1486 nucleotides long. Its product is annotated as endoplasmin homolog. The transcript is spliced from 6 exons. NCBI's taxonomy places the organism in Eukaryota, Viridiplantae, Streptophyta, Magnoliopsida, Cornales, Cornaceae. The record is from RefSeq and is a predicted model, not a curated record. Gene Ontology annotation, biological process: protein folding. Gene Ontology annotation, molecular function: ATP hydrolysis activity; ATP-dependent protein folding chaperone; ATP binding. The coding region runs from base 831 to 1361 and encodes 176 amino acids.